Molecule: messenger RNA, 1419 nt
Organism: Lycium ferocissimum
Lineage: Eukaryota; Viridiplantae; Streptophyta; Magnoliopsida; Solanales; Solanaceae
Product: mRNA cap guanine-N7 methyltransferase 1
Exons: 14
Coding region: 202-1323 (373 amino acids)
Biological process (GO): 7-methylguanosine mRNA capping
Cellular component (GO): nucleus
Molecular function (GO): mRNA 5'-cap (guanine-N7-)-methyltransferase activity
Source: RefSeq, a predicted model, not a curated record
UAUAAGUUAAAACAAAAAAGAAAAUAUAAACUAACAAUCAAGAAAGGGGAAAACUCAAAAAGGGAUUUGGAUUUGAAGCAAAAAAGUGGCCAUAGCCCAUGAGGUUUUGCUAACAAAAGCCAAUCAAAUAGUGAAGACCUGUCCCUGUACUUCUCAGAUUAAUCAAAAUAAGUUAGGUGUUAUUGAAUCUUGAUUCUAAUAAUGAAGCGAAGUUACUCAGAGUCUCCAUCUUCAAGUUCUCUUGGACCUCCUCAAUCCAAAUUUAAGCACAACCCUGAAGGCGACACUAAUUUUCUGGAAGAUGAGAGUACAAAAAUCUUUGCCAGGAAGGUGGCUGAUCAUUACAGCGCGAGGACCAACCAAACUCUUGAAGAGCGCGAAGCAAGUCCUAUUAUUCAUUUAAAGAAACUUAACAAUUGGAUCAAGAGUGUCUUGAUUCAACUCUAUGCCAAAAGAGGAGAUGCAGUUCUUGAUCUUGCUUGCGGGAAGGGUGGUGAUCUCAUUAAAUGGGAUAAAGCAAAUGUUGGAUAUUAUGUUGGUAUUGAUAUUGCCAAUGGUUCGAUAGAAGACUGCAGAACUCGUUACAAUGGUGAGGCAGAUCACCAUCAGCGCCGCAAAAAGUUCUCAUUUCCUGCCAGACUUUUCUGUGGAGAUUGUUAUGAGGUUCGAUUGGAUAGGGUUUUAGCAGGUGAUGCACCUUUUGAUGUUUGUAGCUGUCAGUUUGCUAUGCAUUAUUCGUGGUCUACUGAGGCACGUGCACGUCGUGCGCUGGCCAAUGUGUCAGCUUUACUCCGACCUGGAGGAAUAUUUAUUGGAACAAUGCCAGAUGCCAAUGUCAUUGUCAAGAAGUAUAGAGAAGCUGACGGGCUAGCCUUUGGUAAUAGUGUUUAUUGGAUAAAGUUUGAUGAAGAAUUUUCAGAGAAGAAAUUUAAAUCUUCAAAUCCUUUUGGAAUCAAAUACAAGUUCCAUCUGGAGGAUGCUGUUGACUGUCCCGAGUGGAUUGUUCCUUUCCAUGUCUUCAAGGCAAUGGCAGAAGAGUAUGACUUCGAGCUUGUUUUUGUGAAGAAUAACCACGUAUUUGUGGAAGAAUACAUGAAGAAACCAGAGUUCGUUGAGCUUAUGAGGAGGCUCGGUGCAUUAGGUGAUGGGAACCAAGACCAAAGUACUCUAUCACCAGAUGAAUGGGAGGUAGCCUACCUUUAUUUGGCAUUUGUUCUAAGGAAGCGAGGCCAACCAGAUCAAACACAAAGAAAACCUAGACGAGACAAAGGCAAGAUGCAUUUGACAAAAGACGAUAUCGAGAAUGUUAACGGUGCAGUAUAGUGCUUUGCUCCAACCUUUGAAACUGAAAAGCUGUUAUGACACAGAAGAGAGACAGUCAACAAAAUGUGCCCCAUUCAAGUUGAUAAAUAGCUGCUA